GAAAUGGCGACCACGCACGAAGAAGAUACAAGCUCAUACGUUAGCUCGUCAGAAGACGAUGACGAGCAGCUUGUGAACCCAUCGGGAGCUGCUGGCCGCGAUGAGGACUGGGAUGAGUGGCAGGAAGAAGCUUGCGACGCAGAUGAGGAUGCGACUAAAAGUCUUUUCGGUCCUGAACGGUUGCCGAACCCAGAGGCGGCGAUGGAACACGACGCUGCCAAGUAUGGCUUCGACUUGCGCCAGUUCGCCAUACAGGAGGGGCUCGACGAGUACGGCAUCAUCCGCGUCAUCAACUUCAUCCGUACGGAGGUUGCUGCCGGUCGCGACCCGCUACCGCUGCUAGCCGCGUCUCGCAGCAGCACCUCCACCUCCGCCUCACCCGCCUGGGCGGAUGACCGCUACCUUCUGCCCGCCUUGCAAGACGACGCGCUGCUGUUCUACGACUACGAGGAGGUGGCAGCGGAGGCGGCGGAGGCGGCAGCAGCAGCUCGGGCUGCGGCAGGAGCAAGCGGUGCUGGCGAUGCGGGGGCUGGGCCGAGUGGUGCCAGCAGCAGCGCGCCCACAGCUCCCUCCACGGCAGCUGCGGUGGCUGCUGAGGCGGCUCGGUUGCGGGCUGAGAACGAGGCGCUGCGGACGGCUCUGGAGGCGAUGCGGCAGGCGUUCAUGCCGGAGGAGCUGCGGGAAGUGCUUGCCGGGGAGGCGCCAUCCUCAUCCGCGCCCGCAGCAGCAGCUGCCGCUGCCCCUCAAGAGCCCAGCACCUCCACAGCGGCUGCACCCGCACCCGCAGCAGCUGCCCCCUCCGCUGCUCCUGCUACGGCAGAGGAGAGGGAGGAGGUGGCCGCAGCCGCCGCAGUGGCAGCCGACAAGGCCCGAAAGGUGGAUGCGGCGUAUUUCGACAGCUACAGCUACUUUGACAUUCACCGGGAGAUGCUGGGUGACAAGCCCCGCACCGAGGCCUACCGCGCCGCCCUGGAGUGCAACCCGGGGCUGCUGCGGGGGGCUGCCGUGCUGGAUGUGGGGUGCGGCACCGGCAUCCUGUCGCUGUUCGCGUGCCGGGCGGGCGCGAGCAGGGUGGUGGCGGUGGACGGCAGCGAGCGCAUUGCGGGGUUUGCGAGGCGCCAUGCGGAGUUGGCCGGCUACAGCAGCAGCAGCGGCGGCCCCAUGACGGUAGUGGCGGGCAAGGUGGAGCAGCUGGACGGGCAGCUGCCGGUGGACAAGGUCGAUGUGAUUGUGAGCGAGUGGAUGGGCUACGCGCUGCUGUUCGAGACCAUGCUAGACACGGUACUGCACGCGCGUGAUCGCUACCUGAAGCCGGGGGGCGCGCUUCUGCCUGACCGGGCGGCCAUCUACAUCGCGGGUGCCAGCAGUGCCGCGGGGGGACUGGGCUUCUGGAACGACGUGUACGGUUUCGACAUGCGGCCGGUGGCAGCUGCCAUUGCGGAGGCGGGUCAGGGGCAGGCGGUGGUGCUGGAGGUGAAGAAGGAACACCUGGUCACAUCCACCGCGUGUGUAAAGGAGCUGGACCUGUGCACCAUGCGCUCCGAGGACCAGGACUUCACCGCCGACUUCAGGCUGGAGGCCCUCCCGGCGACAACCUCCCAGCAACAACCACAAGAACAGCAGCAGCAACAGCAACAACAGGGCAGCUCCGGCACCUCGCCGCCGCCGCAGCAGGUGCCUCAGGAGGUGGGCUGCAUCGCGCUGUGGUUCGACACCGCCUUCUCCUCCCGCCACUGCGCCGAGCACCCCGUCCUACUCUCCACCUCGCCCUUCGCGCCGCCAACCCACUGGGCGCAGACGCUGCUCACGCUGCGGCGCCCAGUGCCCCUGGCAGCCCCCUCCGCCCCCUCCGCCCCCUCCGCCUCCGCCUCCUCCGCAUCCUCCGCGUCGCAGCAGCAGGACCCUGCACAAGCCGCCGCCCCCCCAACCGCCAGCGUGAUCACGGGUCGGCUGAGCAUGGUUCGCAGCCGCGCGCACCACCGCAGUCUAGACAUCGCGCUGCAGUACCGCGCGGAGCUGAGUGACGGGGGCGUGAUUGAGGAGGCGCAGCUGUACCACAUGAGCGUCACGGCGCCGGCGUGAGGGGAG
Astrephomene gubernaculifera is the source of this 2088-nucleotide messenger RNA. The record is from the annotation of a GenBank genome assembly. NCBI's taxonomy places the organism in Eukaryota, Viridiplantae, Chlorophyta, Chlorophyceae, Chlamydomonadales, Astrephomenaceae.